CUUCUCCAACGUCAAAGAGAAGAAGCAGACGAGAAGAACCACCGAAGAGCGACCAAGCCAGCGUCUUCGCUUUGAUUCCGGAGAUGAGAGCGUCCAAGAUCCUCCAGAAGGCGUCGGCCGCCUCGCACGUCGUCCCCGUCAACCAGAAAUACACUGUACAAUCCUACGGCAUAUGGGAGAGAAUCCGACGGGCUCUUGCCGUCGACCCUACUCGUUCGACCGGUGUCCCUCUGAACGCCCAAUUCCGCAACCCGGCCCCGGGAGCCCUUGAGCCACAGACAUACGACGACCCCGUCACUAUUCCAGCAGCUGACCUCGCUGACAACCCAUACUGGAAGCGAGAUGUGCGAAGAGCCUACCCACAGGCCAGCGUGGUGAAACAGGCGGAUGUCGUCGGACUCUUGACAUACGGCAGCAAGGCCGAGCCCAAGGACAGUCUUCUUGCCGGUGAGGCGGGCUCGAAGCAGCUGGUGCAGACGCAGCAGACGGCUGAGGAGCGUGGAUUGGCUGCGCAUUUCGAGGAGAAGGCCAGCUCGGGAGCUGAUGUCCUUGGACCAAGUGGGAUGCCACCUCUCCCUGCUCACUUGAACGCUGGAAACACAUAUAGCCUUCCUUCAGAUCAGGCCUAUCCGUCAAAGUAAGUUGAUAUUCUCAGCUGUUGCAUCACUCAGUUCCUUCAUAUACUAAUCUAACCGUAUAGAUACCCAUGCCGCACUUUUAUCUAGAACUACGCAGCUAGGUCAAUAGAAUGGGCAGUUCAUUGUUUUCUCUCUCUCUCUUCUUUCAUUUCCGUCUGUAGAGUACUCUAUUUGCAUUCUCGACAAUGUUUCUCUUUUGUCCUAACUGGUCUAUUGGAUAUAUAUUGGCUUAUAGUUGGGAAACAUCUGCCACCUAUACAGGCACCUCCCUACGUCAAUUCCACAUGUAUAGAAUAGCCAUGUAUGAACAUAUUUCUUCUAUCUAUUUUCUCUUCACCUUUGUCCAUGGUACCUUAUUUUUCCACAAAAUCGGCAUUGAUGGUCGUAUUAUCAAUAUCAUCCCUUGGCCAUGAUUUAAGGCAAGACAUCCCACCAAACACAACGGCUGAAAUCUAUCAAACAUUAAAGCUAACAUCCAGUAUCCCACAAGAUCCUCGAGAGCUUCUGAUAUCCCAUAUCUUAACCCGUUUGGCCGUGCUGUUGGCUUACAUGGGGGGCUUUAACUUUCCGCACA
This is a messenger RNA of Trichophyton rubrum CBS 118892, 1212 nucleotides long. RefSeq lists its product as uncharacterized. Lineage: Eukaryota; Fungi; Ascomycota; Eurotiomycetes; Onygenales; Arthrodermataceae. The transcript is spliced from 3 exons. Bases 84 to 641 code for a protein of 185 amino acids. The record is from RefSeq and is a predicted model, not a curated record.